Messenger RNA from Poecilia latipinna (sailfin molly), 866 nucleotides. RefSeq names its product B-cell translocation gene 1, anti-proliferative (gene btg1). The record is from RefSeq and is a predicted model, not a curated record. The transcript has 2 exons. Lineage: Eukaryota; Metazoa; Chordata; Actinopteri; Cyprinodontiformes; Poeciliidae. Bases 324 to 866 code for a protein of 180 amino acids. Gene Ontology annotation, cellular component: nucleus; cytoplasm. Gene Ontology annotation, biological process: negative regulation of cell population proliferation.
UGCUCUCCUCUGCGAAACCCCCACUCUGGAGGAGAAAAGCAGGUAGAAAGGGUUGGUUCGGGUUUUCUCGAGGGACCUCCCCCAACCCCCCCUUUCUGUAUUUACCAAGAAGAGGCGCUUCUAUCCCCAACACGGAGCAUCUGAGAAAACUUCAUUUCACCUCGACUAAUAAAUGCCAAGAAAAGCACCAACGAAUCAGGAUCUCUACUCUGCAACGAGAGGAAAGACGAACUGUAGGAAAAACACUUAAAAAAAAAAAAAAAACCCCAAAAAAAACAGCAAGAAAAAAAAAAUCGCACGGAUCGUCGCCGUGGCCUUUCUCAAUGCAUCCCCUUUGUGCCCGUGGAACGAUGAAGCCAGAAAUAAACGCCGCCGUCGGGUUUCUGUCGAGAUUUCUGAGAGUAAAAGGACACGUAAACGACCGACAGGUCCAAACGUUCAGCCAAAGCUUACAGGACAUUCUGGCAGAGCAAUAUAAGCACCACUGGUUCCCAGACAAGCCCUGCAAGGGCUCGGGUUACCGCUGCAUCCGCAUCAAUCACAAGAUGGAUCCACUGGUCGGGCAGGCUGGCCAGCGCAUUGGCCUUACCAUCCAGCAACUCUACCUGCUGCUGCCCAGCGAGCUCACGCUUUGGGUGGACCCCUUCGAGGUGUCCUACCGCAUCGGCGAGGACGGCUCCAUCUGCGUCCUGUACGAGUCACAGCCUGGGCCCGUUGGCAUGCCCCUGUCCGCCAGCUCUGCCUUAGGACACGGGUCUGUUGGCUCCAUGGUGGACAGUCACCUCAGCUGUAAGGAGGAAAUGAGGGUGCUGGGCAGGACCAGUCCCUCCAAAGCCUACAACAACAUGAUGACUGUGUCCAAUUAA